Colius striatus (speckled mousebird) is the source of this 5440-nucleotide messenger RNA. RefSeq names its product ribosomal RNA processing 1B (gene RRP1B). Gene Ontology annotation, cellular component: nucleus; preribosome, small subunit precursor; preribosome, large subunit precursor. The transcript has 16 exons. The coding region runs from base 58 to 2334 and encodes 758 amino acids. Gene Ontology annotation, biological process: rRNA processing. The record is from RefSeq and is a predicted model, not a curated record. Lineage: Eukaryota; Metazoa; Chordata; Aves; Coliiformes; Coliidae.
UGGGAGCAGCGCGGACGGAACGGGCCCGGCCGGGACGGGGCGGCACGGAGAGAGGCCAUGGCUCCUGCCGCCGUGCAGCCGCCCGAGAUCCAGUUCGCGCAGCGGCUGGCCGCUAACGAGAAGCGCAUCCGGGACCGCGCGCUGAAAAAGCUGCGGGGGUACAUCAACCUCCGGACUCAGCGACCGGACGGUGGCUUCAGCCAGGAAGAACUGCUGAAAAUAUGGAAAGGCCUGUUCUAUUGUGUAUGGAUGCAGGAUAAACCUCUGCUACAGGAGGAACUUGUAGGCAAUAUCUCACAGCUUAUCCAUGUUAUUCAGAAUACAGAGGCUCGAAACCUGUUCAUUCAGACAUUUUGGCAAACUAUGAACCGUGAAUGGAACGGGAUAGACCAUCUGCGCCUGGAUAAGUACUAUAUGCUGAUGCGUGUGAUGUUGAAGCAAUCUUUUGAAGUGCUGAAGAGAAGUGAAUGGGAUGAAAGUCUAAUUGAACUAUUCCUGCAGCUGCUAAUGAAGGAAGUUAUGGACCCAGACAGCAAUGCUCCCAUUGGCAUAAAGUUACAUUUCAUUGAUAUCUAUCUGGAUGAAUUGGCUAAAGUUGGUGCAAAGGAGCUCACAGCCGACCAAAAUCUCAAGUUCAUUGAACCUUUCUGCAAAAUUGCUGCCAAAUCAAAGGAUCGAUGUGUGCUGCAUGCCAUAGUCACUGGUAUCUUUGAGAUGAUUGUGGAUCAGUCUCCCUACGCCAUUGAGGACCUCAUGAAAGAACUGGGUAGCAACAGUGAUGAGGAGGAUGUGUCUGAAGAGGAUAAACAGGAAAAUGAAGGAGUGCUUAACACCAAAGCAGACAGAUGUUUGUCAAGAAAAUCAGCACAGAGCUCUGAAAAAACAGAGGAUGUUUCUGAAAAUGAUGACGAUGAAGGUAUCGGGACUGUUCUUCAGUUUGAUUAUAAGGCUGUUGCUGAGACACUCUUCGAACUAGCGAGCAAGAAAAAUACACCUUCCCUUAACAGAAAACGUCUGUACAGGCUGAUCAAAAAGUUUGAGGACUUAGAACAAGGAAUCUUCCCCCAAGAUAUUCCUGAAGAUGUUUCUACAGAUGAAGAUGACGAUGAAUUCAGCAGAAGGCGGCGAAAGAAAAAAGCUAUCAAGCCUUGGGAGAAAAACGAGUUAGAAAAAGUAAAAGAUUUAGAGGGUGAACAAGAGAUGUCAAAUCUGAAGGAGACAUCAGUUUCCCAGAAGAAAAGGAAAAAAAGGAGGAAGAGGGACAGCCCAAGCGCGGAUUCUGGAACAGCUGAUGGAAAUUGUGAGGAGGGAAUAGCUGAAACAUCUGGAGCUAAUGUUUUAAGCCAAGGAAAGGUGCCAGAAAAUAACACAGAAAGGAAGAAAAAUAAAUUGUUAGUAAAUGAGACAAAUGAGACCACAAGCGUAGCAACUACCACCAGAGAAAAUCACAGUAUCUCAGUGCAGAAGAGUCCAACUGAUGCAGAACAGAGUAAAAAGAGUCAGUUGAAGAAAAUUAAUCCAAAAUUGCAAAAUAUUCCCACAAAACCAGAGUGUCAGAAUGGACCAGCUAAUGCCAGUGAAGCAGAGGAUGUCCACCCAUCUGUGACACCGUUAACUCCAAAGACUGUGAAAAAGAAACAGAAAGCAGGGGCUGUCUUGGUGAAUGGGGAUCCCUUUUUGCAGCAAACCGACGUGAAAUCCAGCAAGGAAGGAUUGUUGGGGAGUCUGUCAGGAGAUGCAGACUCUGCAUCUACAUCCUCCAGAAAGGUCAGAUUGAAGACAAAGACAAAGCCACUUGGUUUGGAAGGAAUGAAAGUCUCGAGCCAGAAAACAACAACCUUGAAAAAGAAGAGGAAAGUAAAAGAGAUGCUAAACUCUAUUGAAGCCAAUGGGGUUCCAGAGACUGCAUGCAAGAAAAGCAAGAAAGGGGAAAGCAGCACUGCUCUGUCACCAUUGAAGAAAAAGAAAGCAAAACCAGGAAAUGAUUUUGUAAAAUUUGAAAAAUCAACUUUGCCAAAGCCAGUAUUCUUCAGGAAAGCCAGAAGCACCAUCUCUUCCACCGGGGCAUCCAUGCAGAUGAACAAGCUGCAGUCGUCCAGCUCCAAAAAAGUCACAUUUGGCUUGAAUAAAAACAUGACUGCCGAAUUUAAAAAGACCGACAAAAGUAUAUUAGUCAGCCCAGAAGGACCAUCCCGUGUGGCUUUCAAUCCUGAACAGAAACCCCGUCAUGGGGUGCUGAAAUCACCCGCAGGUACCCCAUCAGGAGAGGUCCAAAUGAAGAAACCAUUUACUAUAUCAGCUAAGAAGAAACCAACAGCUACGAACUUGUUUUAAACGAACAGAUGUGACCUACUUUUGUACAGGACAUUUUGCUAACUUAGAAUGUUUCUCUGGAGGUAUUUUGAACUUCCUUAUUUUUUUAAGUUAAUAUGAAUUGUAAAUACAAAAUUUGGAUUGUGACCUGGGACAUGGCUGUUUUGACACCACUUCAGCUGUAUCUUGAAAUACUUGUUUUAUCUAUUUACAGAAAAGAAACAAAAUCCAGUCUCUGCUCAGGUUUGGUCUGCAAAACAUAAAGUCUUUGCCCAUGUCAUUCCCAAGAGACUUGUUCAUUUAGUUAAAGAAUGUUCAGGGUUUGAUUGUUCUGGUGAUUUUUUUUUUUUGGAGCCAAUUUAAGAAAACUUGCACUUCAUGCUGUUAAUCUGUCUUUCACUGGACAAGGCUUAAAAUGCAGAUGAUGUGGAUUUUAAACCUACUAGUUGCUCAUGUAUUUUAAAUUUUCACACCAUCCUUGUCCCCGUGUCACCCUUGGCAUUCUAUUAAUACCACUUCUGGAAGUAAUGAUUACCUCACAUUAUCUGUUUAAUAACAGCUGGACUUGGGUAGCUUCACAGACAGAUAGUAAGCAAGGUUUCCCUGGGAUAAGGAAUGUCUAGCUGCUCAGCUGGUCACUGUUGCAAAUAAACCUGGUCACAGCUGGUGCCCUGCAGAGUUAGGAACAGUCACCACAUUAUUUUCAGUAACACAAGUGCCAAAGCCAGUUUACGCUCAUCAUAUCGUAAACUGGUUUCUUCUCUUUACUGUAACUGAAGUAAUGCUCUCAUGUGGGAGAAAUCAUGGAUAUUUCCAGGUCUUUCCCUCACCCCCACUGCUGUCCUUCCUCAAGGUCUGUCAAGACUCCUAGUUAUCUUCUUUAGCAGUUGAUGUCACCACAUUUUACCAGAACUUGGAUCUCAUUUAGUGAAUGAAUCUCUGAUUGUCCUAAAGUGAGCUAGAUUGGUUUAACACAUGUUAGGACACACAUCUCUCCAUAAAACCUUUGGUGCCUCUCAAGACAGCAUAAAACUUUACAACCCAGACAUCUUGGUUUUGCUUUUGAUGUAGAACCACAAGAACUCUUUCUGCAGCAUUUCCUUGUGUUAUGGUUUGUUUGGGGUAUUUUAUUACUACUCUGCAUGUUUUCUUUUUGGUUUGCUUGUUUGGUAAAGAACGAGGUGUACUUCUGCAAGAGACCAUUAAUGUAUUCUGAGGGGGGAACUAUGAGGAAGGGGGGAGCAAACAAAAAUAAAAACUUUUUUUGUAUAUGGCUGGAAGAUUUGAAAUCUGUCUUCAGAAGUUUUGCUUAUGUGAAUGUGGCAAGGGCUUUGCAGCAGAUCUCAGAGCUCAGCUUCAAAGCACAACCCGGUACCAAAGCAAAGCUGUUCAUGAAGCUUCCUACUAGUGAUUCUGUGAUCCUGUAAGGGAGAGAGAUAGGACUGCUUCCUUACCUUGCCUUGUAAACAUUUGGCUACUUCAGCCAGCAAAGUUAAGUUUUGUUAAAUAAUUGCAUACUUCAGUUGUACUUUUUACCGUUUUUUGAUGCCAACUGUCCUCUGCCAGGUCACUCACUGUCAUCUGGAUUGGGACUGCCUUUCAUAGCUCAUCUAGAAGUUCUUUGAUACACUUGUGUGCUUGCAGAUUGCUGGUUGGUCUCAGUUGCUCAGUUCUACUCCAUGCCACUUCUUGCACUGAGUUUGUGACCAUCCAAGGUUUGUGGUACUGCCAGGAAGUCAUUUUGCUCUUGUCUUUUCUGAUUUAAUUUGAUAUUGAUUUGGCUGAUCAGUAAGGAAAUCUGGAGAAUACAUCUGUUAAAGCCCAUAACAUUUGCUGUUUGAGCAAUUGUUAUUUGUUUGUUUUUAAAAGAAAUUAUCUCGUUGUAUAUUAGCAUCAUGCGUUUUCUUGACCAGAAGAUGGUAAGUAGGAUUUAACAAAGACUGUUGAUAUGUUGUAUUGUUUGUCUUGUACUGUGGUUGAGAAGUCUUUUGUGGAAUAUGCAUAAAAGCAUUUGUAUGUGCAUGGUUGUUAAGGCAUUAGGUUAAAGAUGCUGUAUUCCUCUGAGGAUAUAACUGCAAACAAUCAGUAGGUGGAUCUGGUGUGCACAGAAAAAUCCUGGAUCGGGACACAGUGGGGUUUGGUUUGUUUUUAAUGUUUGGUUUAAAAAUCCCUAUGGAAAUGUAUUUAAAUGGUUGUCUGGAUCUUUUUAUAUUGGUUUUGUAUCAAUUGGACCUGUUCCUUGUCCAAAUAUUUCAUUGCCCACAGUGCUAAAUGGAGAGGGCAGAAACGGCAGUUAGGUUUUUAUCUAGAAUUUUAAUGAUACGAUUGACUGUUGGGAUUCAUGCAUAAUCCAUCCAUGCCAUGAAAGUAAUGAAAUGUUUUAUAAGUAGAUGUUUGUGGUGUGUAUUGUCUUCAGUGGCAUCUGGAGUUUCAUUCAGGAUAUUUAACAAAUACCAAGCAUUGUCAAUACAGUUUAAUUGACAUUGCAGGGUUAAAUCAAAUAUACUGCCCAAAAUAUUUGGGUAGUGAAAGUUCUGAUAAACAUUGAAGCAAAAAAAAAAAACCUAAAAGGGGAAAAAUAAAUGUAAGAUCUGGGGUAUCUGCUGCACAGAGACAAGGAGAGAUGCAUCUAGAGGAAAAGAGAAAAGAAAAAUUAAUGUGACCUGUUUGAUGUCGCUUCAUAAGUUUUUCUGUAGUGUCAUUCCAUCUCUGCAGCUGCCAAUCAUGUCUUUGAGUCAAACUAAGUUAAUGUGGCACACCUUUUAAAGUACAGUAUCUUGCAAUGGUUGUCUCCACGUUUGUGUUAAAAAUCUGAUCAGCUUUGUCCUUCUCCAUCUUUAAUAUGUCAUAAUUCUUUAUAGCUUCAAGAGAACUCAAAAGCACAAAAUUCAUUCAGCAAGGCAAAAAGUUGAAAUAUUGAAGUUAUUGGGUAUGUCAGAUCUUUUAUAAUCUAUCAAAGCUGUGCAUCUUGGAAAGCAUCAAAUGGCCUUUUGUCAUUUUUAUAUCCUGUGCUUCAACUUAUAGACAGGAAAAAAAACCACAGCAUGUGUCAUUUUAUGUACUUCUGCAACAGCAUUGUGAAUAUAGAUCCAGUGUCUAAAGCAUCACAUCACUUAUUCUAGUCCAA